Messenger RNA from Folsomia candida, 1872 nucleotides. RefSeq names its product cytochrome P450 4c3. Bases 317 to 1798 code for a protein of 493 amino acids. The record is from RefSeq and is a predicted model, not a curated record. Gene Ontology annotation, molecular function: oxidoreductase activity, acting on paired donors, with incorporation or reduction of molecular oxygen; monooxygenase activity; iron ion binding. The transcript is spliced from 8 exons. Lineage: Eukaryota; Metazoa; Arthropoda; Collembola; Entomobryomorpha; Isotomidae.
ACCUGGAAUGUUAUGUUAUGUAAUUACAUAUAUGUAUAUGUAUGUACACACAACUUGUAAAGCCCUACAGACUAAUCCGUGCUGAUUUUCAUCACCCCGUGGGAUCUUUUUUAAAUGCAAUUAUAGAAUAAUUGUCCCUAUUUGUAAAUACAUAUUUAUUUUAAUCGAUUCAUUUCCAGUAAAGUGAGCACGAAAUAGAAAUUUCCCUGCACCAGUUAAAUAAAUAAAUACAUAAUUAAAUAAAUAUACUAAAAUUAGUCCUAACCAAUUUUUUCAACAUUCAUAUUUGUGGCCUCUUACUCAAUUAAUAGUAAUUAUGUUACUUUUAAUUAUUUUUAUCACGGUAGCGAUACCGACGCUGUAUUCCAUUUACAUCCAAAAUUUUACCACAAGGGCAAAAAAAAUUAAUAAAUUUCCGGGCGGAAGACGCUAUCCCGUUGUUGGAAAUGCUUUCCAAAUUUUUCAAACUCCGGAUGGCGUUAUCGACCGGAUAACCGAGUACUUUCGCAAGUUUGGAUCAUGUUGUCGAGUUUGGCGUUUCAAUUCGCCAUACAUAUUUGUUGCCGAGCAUCGAACUACGCACCAAAUUCUGUCGUGUCCCACCCACAUCGACAAAGGACUGGAUUAUGUCCUCCUACGAAAAAAAUUUGGCGAUGGACUUCCUUUUUCUAAUGUCGCCAAAUGGAAGCAGGACCGAAAAAUCCUCAAUACUGGCUUAAAAUCGGGAAUGUUUACAGGAUUUUUGCACGUUUUCAACAAGCAUGGGCAAAGGUUAAAAACCGAGCUGGCCCAAUUUGAUGGAACAGUGGCGUCGAAUUUUCACCCUGUCUUGUCCGAGUGUGCCCUCGGCAUCGUCUACGAAUCUCUCCUCGGCCGGAAGAAUGUCUCAGACACUGGGAAAAUAUCGUCAGACUCUGAAAUUGCUCAAAGUAUAAGAAAAAGUGCGGAUGGGGUUAAAACCUCUUUGCUCAAACCGUGGAUUGUCAGAUUUUCCAAGAGAAAACGUGACGAGAAGAACAGUUUCAAUGGAAAAGUGACCCGAGAAGUUUUACAGUAUAUCAGCGACAAAAAUGAGACACUGAUCUCCAAUCAAUACUCUGACCCAGAAGAAGCCAAAUGUUUGAUGGAUAUUCUUCUAGACCCUCAAAUUCCACGUAGUAUUCAAGAUAUUGCUGACCACGUCAAAAACUUCUUGGCCGCGGGCUCGGACACGACCAGUAAUUCGUUAAAUUUCACUCUUUUCCUCCUCGCUGCCAAUCCUCACCAUCAAGACCUCGUUGCAGAAGAGCUUCGCAAAAUUUUUGGCAAACAAGGGAUCACUGGUCUAAUAACUUUUGAGCAAGUUCGGGAAAUGCAUUAUUUGGAGAUGUGCAUAAAAGAAUCGCUACGAAUAUUUCCACCCGUCCCAAACUUUUCGAGGAGGAUGAAGGAAGAUGUCAAACUCAAUUGGUGCGAUUUAACGAUUCCGGAAGAUGUUGACGUGGUAUUCAGCGUUAUUCAUAUGCACAGGGACAAGGAAAUAUUUCCUAAACCGGAAAUAUUCGAUCCGCUGAGGUUCACCUCGGAAAAUAUUGCAACACGACCGCACUCUGCUUUCAUCCCUUUCUCGGCAGGGAUACGCAAUUGCAUUGGUCAAAAGUAUGCCAUGAUUGAAAUGAAGGUCCUCCUCGCAUUGAUCAUAUCCGAUUACGCCUUUGCGACAAACGUUUCCCAAGACGAAGUUCGUCUCACAUACGGCUUUAUAACCGGACCUACGAAACCUCUCUAUAUGACGAUAACUCCAAGGAACAAAAUUUAGCAUGAAAUAAAUAAUUUAUUAAAUGCAUAAUAACAAAUAAAACAUUACCCGUAAUUUUUAAUUUCAUAAUGAAC